Molecule: messenger RNA, 2763 nt
Organism: Dermacentor andersoni
Lineage: Eukaryota; Metazoa; Arthropoda; Arachnida; Ixodida; Ixodidae
Source: RefSeq, a predicted model, not a curated record
UGCUGACACUCGCCGCUCCCCGUAGAGAGAACGCGCGGGCAGAUUGUGUUCGCAGAUGACCUUGAAUCGGCGGUAGUUUUCGCCGCAAGGGUACAGAUGGCGCUGUAGUAUGGGAGCCCAGGGGCCCGCGCUGCCCGCUCGGGUGCGUUCAGAAAUUUUCACGCCACGCGCGGGGUGAAUACACGUGGUAUAGGUGCAGAAGUGUACUUGCUGAAACUCGUGUGUGUGUGUGUGUGAAGGCUUCUCCGGAUUCUCGAAAAGUGUUUGGUUGUGCCUGUCAGUCCUGUGAGUGCAUUGUUCGGCUGAUUGGUAUUCUGCUGGGAUUCACUCAACGUAUACCACGCCGCGUCAUGUGACGCCGAGUGCAAUUAGUUGCGCUCAGGCUUGCUGCGCUUCAAAAUGGGCAAGAAGUGCUUUGUACCGAAUUGCAAGUCGGGGUAUCGGACAUGCACGGAGCGUGUGUCGCUUUUCAAGGCUCCGCGUGAACCCGAACGUUUAGAAAAGUGGCGACGGGCGAUUCCGAGAGCAGACAGAGUUUUGCAGCCUACCGACCACGUGUGCGCGAAGCACUUCCCGAAUGAAGUGAUCUCUGCAACAUAUCACGCGGAAUACAAGGGGAACGUCCUUCUGCACGCACAAAAGAAGCCGGUGCUCUCACCCGACGCUGUGCCUAGCAUUUUCCCGAAUUGCCCAGGAUACUUGACUGUGCAGCAAAAAACGAGAAAACCUCCGCGGAAACGGCAGGCUCUGCCGCCGACUUCUCAGAAGCCUAAGAAGCAAGGACAGCCAGAAGCGUCGAAUGCUUCUGAAGAGCUACACCUGGCCGUUGAAAAUACACCAAGUUUAUUGCUGGUUGACACAACGAGUUCAAAAUAUUCUGAUGCCGAAUCAACAGACGCGCCUUGUAAGAGGCCACGCUUGGAUUUCAGCAGCGUCGCGCCCCCUCCACGUGAAGAAAAGGAUCCUUUUCAACACGAUACUGACACAUUGAGUGGCACAUGCACUGCCGACGCACCUAGUCACACAGCUGAAAAGCAACAAGUUUCUUCCUCAUCUCAAAAAACUACGGAGCAAGAGAGAAGUCAUGGACCAACGCAAGAGCAGCGACCCACCGAGUCCCUGUUCCUCCAGGACGGAGGACAGCAAAUGACAAUUUCCGCUCUGUCAGGCUGUGCUUCCAGCCUUAAACUCCCAAGUGAAGCCUGGGCAGUCCAAGUUUCUGACAGAUUUGGGGUUAAAUCUGUUGUUUUCAGUGAGCUAGAAUUGCCGAAAGAGAGUAACCAGGCGCCUUUUCAUAGAAAAGUACUAGAAGUAACCACAUCACAUAAUGACUCCUUGUCAGUGAAAUGUUUUGUUUAUGGCCGUUUUGUUAACGUACAGACCAUAAGUUCUGGUUUGCCCAUGAAUUCCCUAGCUGAUAUAGAGUGUGCAGUACGGGUCUUUCAUGAAAUGCAUGUGUGUGCAGGUGGUCCCAGUGGUGAAAUGUACAAUAAUAUACGCCCCGAGUGCGCAUAUAUUGACAAAUGUGGAACCUGGCGGCACAACCGUUGCCUACUAGUGACAGAGAGUACAAGUUGCAAUGCAUGUGCUAAGUUAAAAGAUGUACUUCGUAUUCAUGCUGCACGAAAGAAAAAGAAUUCUCAACUGAAACACAUUCGCAUUCCGGCCAGUCCAUCGAAAAAAACACGCAUUGAAAUGUUGCGGCGCGCCAGGAUUGCCUGCUACAAGUCAAAAGUGCGGCUUCAAAAACAAAAACAUAAUCUUGAACAAGAAUUGGCUAACUGCAAAUCAAAACUACUAGAAAUCAGUAAUGAAACACUCGAACGCCUUUCCAGAGAAGCAAACCUUCCUGAAGCGCAAAAGCUGGUGUUGAAAGAGUGUGUAGCUGCAGGCAAAGCUCGCUCAAAAAACGGUAGAAGAUACUCAGAUGACUGGAUCUUGCUCUGCCUUCUCCUCCAUAUUAGGUCACCUGGAGGGUACAGAUUCUUGAUGGAGAGUGAAAUUCUCGCCUUGCCUUCAGUACGAACAAUACACCGCUACAUCUCAUUGGUGGGCUUUAAAACAGGCUUUGAUAGUAAGUUCUUCAUAGCCUUAAAAAAGAAACUUGAAAAGAAAGAUGACUUCAAGCGGCACGGUAUUAUCAUCUUUGAUGAGAUGCAAGUCCGUAAAAGUAAGGCUGUCAACUCAAAGACAAUGACCUACGUCGGUCUGGCAUCAGAGACGGAAAACAGUACCGAGCUUGCAGACCAUGCUCUUGUUUUUAUGUUCUGCCCUUUUGGUGAAAGUUAUGCUCAGCCAAUAGGUGUUUUUGCAGCAAAAGGUGCCACGAGGGGUACUAUUCUUGCACAGUUGCUCCUUCAGGCAAUUUUACUUAUGGAGGAAGCUGGAGCAAAAAUUCAUGGGUUUGUUUGUGAUGGAGCUUCGACAAACAGGACUAUGUGGCGAACACUGGGUAUAAGUGGGUCACUAGAAGCCUGCCGGAACUCCUUCACACAUCCAAGCGACCCCACACGAAAAGUUUUUGCAUUUUCUGAUGCUCCACACCUCUUUAAAUGCAUCAGGAACCGUCUUUUGCAACAAAGGUACCUGAAAAAGGAGGGACGUUGGAUUAGGUGGGAGGACUAUGCAGCAGUUUAUAAAGAAGACCAAGCGAAUGUUGGAGCCUUGAAGUGCGACCCUCCAGAGAGGAAGCGCGAGCACGAAACCACGGCCGCCCAGGAAGAGUCGGGGAGCAAGCAGUCCUGCGCGGCCGUUAGUCUUUGA